AUGAGCAGCCAAGCUGUCAACACCCACAGGACGCUGGCCAGUCCCGUCUGGCUCUUUGGCAUCCGCAUCGCCCAGGUCGUCCUGUCCAUUAUCGUCCUUGGCAUGGCCGCUGCCUGGUCCGACUACGUGCUCUUUGAUGCUCCCAGCCUCGGCAUCGCCGCCGCCGUCUUGACCUGGGUCGCCGUCGCGUACAUCCUCGUCACCGAAAAGGUCGGCGCAGCCAACAUCGCCUACAGCAUCUUCGCCGUCAUCGCCCUCGACAUCUUCAUGGUCAUCCUCUGGCUGGCCACCUGGGCCCUCAACGCCGCCCGCCGCGCCCAGCUCGGAACCAUUGGCGGCAUCGGCAGGGGCGGCGGCGGCGGCCAGUUCUGUUACAACGGUGUCUGCUACGACUACCGAAAGCGUUCCAUCGAGCGCCGCUACACCAGCUACAACACUCUGUCUGGCCUCCUCGCUGGCGUCGCCGCCAUUGGCGCUUUCAUCUGGGUCCUCUUCAUUGUUACUCUCGUCUGGACCAUCAUGAGCUUCCUUGCCGGUCGCAAGGACGGCCGCUUCACCUUUGGCUCUUCCAGCACCACCGCUGCCGCUGACCACAACAUGGAGGAGCAAAAGGUCCAGGGACAGACGGCCCAGCCCGCCCAGCAGCCUCAGCAAGGCCCCCAGUUCGCCCAGCCUCAGUACGAAGGCCAGCAGCAGCCCCAGCAGCAGGCGUACCCUCAGUAUCCCCAGCAGCCUGCCGAGGCUCAGGGCCAGUACCAGGCCCCUCAGGUCGCCGCCGGGCACCAGCAGCAAUAUCCUCACGACCCCAACCAGGUCACUCCCCAGCAGCACCAGCACCAGCAGUAA
This is a messenger RNA of Cordyceps fumosorosea ARSEF 2679, 846 nucleotides long. RefSeq lists its product as hypothetical. The transcript is spliced from 3 exons. Bases 1 to 846 code for a protein of 281 amino acids. The record is from RefSeq and is a predicted model, not a curated record. Lineage: Eukaryota; Fungi; Ascomycota; Sordariomycetes; Hypocreales; Cordycipitaceae.